UGAUCAUCUCUCUCUCAACUCCCAAGCCAAGAAUCUCUCCCCCUCUCCGAUCCAUCCGAUCUCCCAAUUCCCCCUCGCGAAAACCGCCUAAGGAAGAGAUGAGAUCGCUUCAAGCACCGGUUGUUCACCCCACGAUUCGUCCUAGACAAGUAGCUGCAUGCGCUCUCAAACCUACGCUUCUCUUAGGUCAGCGGAUCAAGUCUCGCGUCACUCUCCGUCUGUAUCCUCGCGGGUGUUGCGGCGGGAAGAGCGGCGUCAAGUGUGUUUUCAGCUCUCACUCUGAUGGGAACGGAAGCACGGCUGAGAAUUUUAAUGAGAAUGAUGAGGAGUAUGUUGAUUCUAGUAUAGUUGAAGCUGUUGAGGUGAAGAGUGGAGCUGAGGGUUUUAUGGUGAAGAUGAGAGACGGUAGGCAGUUACGUUGUGUUCAUAACAAUCCUCAAGGAGGGCAUUUGCCUGAUUAUGCUCCACAUCCUGCUAUUGUUUUGAAGAUGGAGGAUGGGACUGGUCUUCUCCUUCCUAUUAUUGUGUUGGAGAUGCCUAGUGUGUUACUUAUGGCAGCAAUGACCAAUGUCCAGAUUGCAAGACCAACCAUGUAUCAAGUGGUGAAGGAGAUGGUGGACAAGAUGGGUUAUGAAGUUAGACUUGUUAGAGUUACCAAAAGAGUUCACGAGGCGUAUUAUGCCCAACUUUACCUUUCAAAGGUGGGUAAUGCAUCGGACUGUAUCAGCUUUGACCUUCGCCCUUCAGAUGCAAUUAACAUAGCUGUUAGAUGCAAGGUACCUAUCCAAGUGAACAAGUACCUUGCAUAUAGUGAUGGAAUGAGAGUCAUCGAGUCAGGGAAGCUAUCACAACAGACACCUGCUUCUGAUGGUUUAUUGUUUACUGAACAAGACCGACCAAAUGGUCAGGCUUGCCUUGAUACGAAAGAGUUCAAUAUUCUGAGCAACAUGAUGCAAGCUGUUAAUGAAGAGCGAUAUGAUGAAGCCGCCGAAUGGAGAGACAAGCUUGGCCAGUUUAGGGCCAAGCGUAACCUGAAGAAAUACACAUAAGAGCUUGAUCAACAAUCUGUGUACAUAAUAAGAAGUUAUUGUCGGGAUCAAAGUGGAGGAAGAAGCAGUCUCAUGAAUGAAGAAUGCUUCUACACUUAACCCAUUGUCCCAGAAACAAACACAAAAUGUAAUGUAUUAUAAUGUAGCGUGAUGUGUACAUACUACUUAUUAAUCUAUGUCUUCGUACUUGUUGUGCACAUUAAGUUCACUCUGAUUGUAUUUUAAGACUCCUCUCGUUCGGCGUUGUCUGUUUAAAUUAUAACUGCAGUGUCUUUAAAACUAUUCUUACAGUGUUUUUCUUAGGUGAAUAAUGGGCAAGUCUGUAACAUUUGUUCACAGCUUUUUCUUAUCUAAAAAGCG
Eruca vesicaria subsp. sativa (arugula) is the source of this 1409-nucleotide messenger RNA. The record is from the annotation of a GenBank genome assembly. NCBI's taxonomy places the organism in Eukaryota, Viridiplantae, Streptophyta, Magnoliopsida, Brassicales, Brassicaceae.